AUGUCUCCAUCCUAUCCCGUUCUCUUCUCCUCGCAAUUCCGUCCAAUUUCUUCACAAUUCUUUCUACACCUUCUGCGCAUGAUGUCAUUGGCUCUUAAAGACCUGACCUACCGCCCUUGUGCCAACCCCUACACGGUUGGGCCCGGAUCUUCCCUAUACAAGGCCAAGUGCUUCUUGAUUAUGGGCACUACAGUGAACAAAUCAGGACGGCCUGUCUAUAACGCGGAUGUAUUCGGGUUUGUCCUGGAUGCGUAUGACGAACCUGCAAUUCCAAACAGGGGGAGACUGGCAAGCAUCAAAGAGAUACCUGUGGGAGAAGGGACGUUUGAGAUUGAGAUUGUGGUGCCAGCAAGCGAGUCCCUUCCAUUGACACUGAAGAACUUCAGAGCUACUGGGUUUCAUGGAGGUGUCCAAAGAACAGGCAACCCUUACGACAUUUUUGAGGAGGAUAAAAAUGGGGAUGAUGAUGACAUCCCAUUCUAA
This is a messenger RNA of Closterium sp. Naga37s-1, 483 nucleotides long. Lineage: Eukaryota; Viridiplantae; Streptophyta; Zygnematophyceae; Desmidiales; Closteriaceae. The record is from the annotation of a GenBank genome assembly.